GGCGGAGGCUGCACGCUGGUGGGGAGCAGAGCCGCUGCCACCGCUUUGUCAGCGCCCCAGGAUGCUCAGGGCUGCCUGAAACCGGGGGAAGGUCCCGCUCGCGCUGCCGCUGCUCCCUGGGUGCCCCCGUUCCCGAAUCCCAGCCCGCCGGGACCCCCCAGCUCGUAGGACGAUAGGCAGGAGGAGCACGGAGCCUCCCAAGCCAAUGGAUCAAAAACUGCAGCUCCGGCACGCGGAGAAGAACAUCCCCAGGGCCGCCCGGGCGGCUUUCUGCCUCCUCCAGAUCCCGGAGCCGGACCCCUUCAGCCUGUGGGUUUAGGUGCUCCCGCCCGCCCGGCUGCGCCUCUCCCGGAGCCGGUGUCACCGGCGGAGACCCCCGCUCGUCCUCGGCACUGGGGUCCCUGAUGGACCCUCCAGGAUCCCGCCUGCCCGGGACGGCGCUGAGCACCACAUGAGUGUGGCAGCAGCAUGGCCAGCGACGCGAGGAUGGGGGAGACCCCGGCGCGGUGGAGAAGAGCCGCGGAGGCAGCGCAGGACUCCCGGGGGAUGGAGAGCGGCGGGAUGGUUUUAUCCCGGGACGCCGCUGCCGAGCUGGGACUCCCGGGCUACCCAGAGCCCGGCAAACUGAGCUACGGCAUGGAGAAAGGAUGUCCCUGGAGGGGCUCCGAGGGAUGUUUGGGACCUGUCCGGGAGCUCGCCGGUGGCCGCUUGGGCUGCCCGUACCCCCCGGCCCUGUGCCGCCCCAAGGACGGAGCCGAGCUCCCCGCGCUGCUGCACCCCCGCAACGGGCAACCCAAAGCGGGCUGGGGGGAGCCCUGCAAGGAUCGCCCGGGGCCACCACGCUGGGCCGAGGCCGUGCUGGCCCCGCUGGCCCUUUACAGCCACGCGUACCAGCGCUACCCGCUGCCCGUGCCGGGGCUGGACCCGCCGCACCCCGGCACGGCCGGCAAAGCCCGCGGCGCGGCGGGGGACACGGGCGGAGACCCCCCGGCUUUCCGCCACUGCCCCUUCCUGGUGGAGGCCAAGCACAGCCCCUUCCUCCUGUCCUCGCUGCUGCCCGCGGGACCCCCGGCCGAGCCCCCGUUCGGCGCGGAGGGGCCGGGCCCGGUGGGGGACGGGCGAUUCGCCGGCCUGGACUGGCGACUGGGCUCCUACUCGCCCGCCUGGGCACAGCCCCUCUACCUGGGGGUCCCGCCGAGGUGCAAAGCGGCUCUGACCCCCUUCGACGACUGCUGCAGCUCAGGGAACAAGGUAGGACCGCUCGCAGCGAGGAUGCUCGGGGGUCCCGGCGCUCCCCGGAGGUGACAGCGGCUCCUGC
Molecule: messenger RNA, 1318 nt
Organism: Ficedula albicollis (Collared flycatcher)
Lineage: Eukaryota; Metazoa; Chordata; Aves; Passeriformes; Muscicapidae
Product: opioid growth factor receptor-like
Exons: 3
Coding region: 469-1305 (278 amino acids)
Source: RefSeq, a predicted model, not a curated record